Molecule: messenger RNA, 993 nt
Organism: Syzygium oleosum
Lineage: Eukaryota; Viridiplantae; Streptophyta; Magnoliopsida; Myrtales; Myrtaceae
Exons: 4
Coding region: 282-653 (123 amino acids)
Cellular component (GO): chloroplast envelope
Source: RefSeq, a predicted model, not a curated record
GUAGAGCAGUUGAUGGACGAUGUGGUGGCUGAUAAAUCUUUUCCCGGAUAAACCCCUAUCUCUCUCUUCAUCACAAAAGUCCCGCCGCCUCUCUUCGGCCUCUCAGCCCAAACGCACAGAACCGCCCACCAGCUUCGGCCCUCUCGCCGCCGCCGCCGCCGCCGCCCAUCUCCGCCGUCGUCUUCGUCUUCUUCAGCAUAUCGCCUGACCUCUCACACCCACCAUCGUAGCCGCUUCGCAAACCUCAUCACACAAGUCCGCGCACGCACCCAGGUACGAGGAUGUCCAGGAAAGGAGCUCCGCUCCAGAAGGACGUGCCCUGGCGGGCGUCCUCCGGCAGGCCCAUCCCCAAGAUCCACCACAACCCUGUCCUCCGCGUCUCGCAGACGCCGCACUCCAGUUACGCCAUCUCCGUCAUGAAGCAUCCUGAUCCGAUCGGGAGUGGGUUGGCGAUUGGAGCGGUGGUUGAAGCUGCGGGGCCGGAUUGUAUCGUGCCUGGUCAAAUUCCGCCUGUGAAAUUACUCGGUGUCAAGGUCUGGCCAAUUAAUGUUGACCUGAAGUUUAUGGAACCUGUUGAAAGGGAAUUGAAAUCGCUUGGGAAGUUCAUGGAUUCGGCUGUUAACCUCAUGAACAAGUCGUUCAUAGAUCGUUAAGUGCUUCAGACUCUCUUAUUUAGUUUAAAAACAAGCAUGGGAUUGCAAAUUAACCCUUUUCUUGUUGCGACAGAAUCGUAGCCAAGUAGAGUGGACUAUGAAGAGGAUUUUGCUUUUGCUCGUUCUUGUGGACGGACCAUUUUGGUUGACACCUGAGCUGGUCACUUGGGUAGAUAUCUUGGUUGUGGAAAUAAUGUAUUACAUAGUAUCGCGUUUACAGUUACACAUUUGUAAGUCAUAUCAAGUGUAGGCCCGAUCUUUCUCGAUCUUUCUCCAAUUAAACCAGAGUUGUCUCCUAGAUACGAGUGGGUAAUAGAUAUACCGUUGUCAAGUUUUUGCA